Messenger RNA from Aspergillus chevalieri, 1074 nucleotides. RefSeq names its product maleylacetate reductase. The coding region runs from base 1 to 1074 and encodes 357 amino acids. The record is from RefSeq and is a predicted model, not a curated record. Lineage: Eukaryota; Fungi; Ascomycota; Eurotiomycetes; Eurotiales; Aspergillaceae. The transcript has 2 exons. Gene Ontology annotation, biological process: protein histidyl modification to diphthamide. Gene Ontology annotation, cellular component: mitochondrion. Gene Ontology annotation, molecular function: maleylacetate reductase activity; metal ion binding; 2-(3-amino-3-carboxypropyl)histidine synthase activity.
AUGGACGCUUUCGAAUACAACGCCAACCCCGGCCGGGUGAUCUUCGGCAGCGGCACUAUCCAGAAACUCCCCGAUGAGAUCGCCCGGCUCAGCCUCAAGCUGCCCCUGGUCCUCUCGACACCGCAGCAGACCAGCCAGGCCAACACUGUCAAGAAUGUCCUGAAGGACCAGAUCGCAGGCAUCUUCUCGGAUGCGACUAUGCACACACCCACGCAUGUCACAGACACAGCCGUCAAAUUUGCGCAGGAGAAGGGUGCCGAUUCGGUCAUCUCCAUCGGAGGUGGCAGCACUAUUGGUCUGGGGAAGGCGAUUAGCUUCCGCACGGGUCUGCCGCAUAUCUGUAUCCCGACGACUUAUGCGGGAAGUGAGAUGACGCCCAUCCUGGGAGAGACCGCAGAUGGAGUUAAGAAGACCAAGUCUGAUCCCAAGAUCCUUCCCGGGACGGUGAUCUAUGAUGUCGACUUAACCAUGACCCUGCCCACGGGAAUGAGCGCAACGAGUGGUGUCAAUGCCAUUGCUCAUGCUGUCGAGGCCCUCUACGCCCGCAACACCAACCCCGUUAUCAACCUGAUGGCCCUUGAAGGAACUCGUGCCUUGGCCAGCUCCCUCCCCGAAAUUGUGGAGAACCCAUCCUCGCAACCUGCCCGCUCCCUGGCCCUUUACGGUGCCUGGCUGUGCGGAACCUGUCUAGGCAGCGUGGGUAUGUCCAUCCACCACAAGCUCUGCCACACACUUGGAGGCAGCUUCAACCUGCCCCACGCAGAGACUCACACUGCCGUGCUGCCGCAUGCCAUCUCGUACAAUGUGCCUAACAUCCCCGAGGCAACGAAGAAGCUGGCCGAUGCUCUUCCCGAAAGCAACGGUGAUGCGAUCCGCGGGUUGAAUGUUUUGUUGGAGAAGUUGAAGGUCAAGCGGGGAGUCAAGGACUUCGGUAUGAAAGAGGAGGACGUUGACAAGGCUGCUGAUAUUGCCGUGAGCAACCCGUACUGGAACCCCCGGCCGAUUGAGCGUGGUCCAAUCCGUGAGUUGAUUCGGAGAGUUUGGGCUGGAGAGCUAGCGCGGGCGGAUCUGUAG